AUGUUGUAUUCGCGCACCAACUUACAGCUCCCGCCUCCAAUGCGCAGCUACCUACCCCAUCUCCCCAAGUCAUUGGUGAACGAAAGUAUGUCAGCUACAACCACUGUACAAACGAGUCGAGAGGCAGAGGUCGGGUUCGAACUACGGACCUUCCGGUCAGUAAAUUCGCGCUCUAACCACUUGGUCCAUCCCGCGCCGUCUUUUCGAUCUGUCAGCCUGUCUGUCGGAUCGAAGCGCUCUCUCACAGAUAUCGAGUAUACGGAAGAAAUGACUAUUUUAGGACCUGACGGCAUCGUGAUGCAGGCACCGAAAGAUUGUUAUUUAUUCUCAGCAAAUAUACGCAUCUGCGCAUCAACUGGGUUUUCACCGGAGACUAUUGAAUCUCUGGUUUAUGAUAUUCUUCAACUGAAUGUGCUGCACAAAGACCGCCUCAUGUUCCAGUUUGAACCAUAUUCGAGAUAUUCGAGAUUCGAUACUCAUGAAGAAAACUACGCACAAGGUUGCUGUCGAAGAGUAUUCAGCAAACUUCCCUGUAUAUUCGGCCAUUCAAUCUCGAUAUGCUGGUCUCAAGAAGAAACAAAUCAAGUUGCCACUCAUAUGUGGAUGCUGACAUGUCUGUAUCGCACCCUCUUGGUGCCUAGCUGCCAUCCCACCCGAAGGAAGCACGAGGGAUGGGAUACUACGAGGUUACCCAAGCCUAGACAGGGGAAAGAGAUAUACAGAGGUUGGGUUCGAAGCGCGGACUUGCCUUAUCUUCGUGAUGCGCCCCUGGCCAUAGCCCCACCACUUAAAGUAGCCGUGAUCUUGCGAAUGCCUCAACCACGUAAACAGACGGACGAAAGUUUUGUCCGCACACACUCCGACGCCCGAAUAAUUCACCGACCCAUUCCCGUGACAGCCGCUCCAAUAGGCAUCUCUCCUUUUGAACUUGUACCUCCACGCAACAUGCCGACCCGUCCCAAGAGUGAAGCAAUCGACAGUACUACGCCCCCCAGUCACUGGUUUCACGGCAAUAUCAGCCGUGAGGAUACUGAACGCCUAUUAAAACAUCACAGCCAUAAUGGCACCUUCCUCAUCCGCUACAGCACUUCCACGCAUAAAUAUGUUCUAAGUGUGAUAUACAAUCAGAUGCUCUACCAUUAUCCUAUUGAAGAAUUACCAGAUGGAUUCUAUCAGGUGAACGGAACAAACGCCAAAUACCUGGGAAUCGAUUUGCUCGUCUCCGAGUUUCGUCGUGCGAACAACUGUAUCGUGUGUUCUUUGACGAAACCCGCACCUGGAACUCGCCCUCCACCACAUAUCACAGUUUACGGGACAACAAAUGACUUGCAUCAUGCUGUGCGAAAAGCAAAUCUGAAGGGUGUGCGAGAUUUGUUUACUCGUGUCGCAUCAUCGAUCGGAUCGAUCAGUUUGUCGGAAUAUGUGAAUGAAAAAUCAGCUGAUAGUGGAGCCACGCCACUGAUUGAGGCGGCCAAGACAGGGUCAAAUGAUAUUGUUCGGCUAUUGUUAGAGCACGGAGCUUUGGUCAAUCUGCGCGACUGCGGCGGUUUCACCGCAUUGCACCGAGCCUGUCAAAAAAGCUUCGCCCAUGUUGCCGAAACUUUACUCAGAUUAGGCCGUGCCAAUCCUCAGAUAAAAUGCCCGUUUUCUGGUAACACAGCCUUACACGAGGCUGCGAUGCUUGGCCACGCAGACUGUGUCAACUGUCUACUGAGAUUUCAUGCCGCUCCUUGGGGCCGCAAUGCUGAGGCUGAAAUGCCGUUUGAACUGGCUCUGCGGUACGGCUUCGCGGAUUUGGCCGCGGCGCUUGCCGGCUAUAAACCCACACCACCCUUGACUACUCAGGCCGACUGGUAUCAUCCAAAUCUGUCCAAAGCAGACACUGAUCGAGUCUUUACCAACUCAGGCGCGACCAAGGACGGUGCAUUUCUCAUUCGACGUUCCUCACAGUCUGAACGCAAAUUCGUCCUGGUUCUCUACUACCAACGACAGACACUCAAAUAUCAGAUCGAAGUGGUCGACUUCUCAUUUCAUAUGGACACGAAAGAAGCGUACUUCAUUGACAAGGGCCCGUUGCACUUAUCACUGGAACACCUUGUUGAACACUAUAGUCGGUUUGCUGAUGGCAUCCCGGUGCGAUUGCACUACGCCGUGUCUCCAUCUGGCAUGGUGCUGAAUAUUGAACAACUUGUCCCACCCGGACUGGAGAAGCGUGGACGGGAGUUGAAAAAGUGCGAACCAUCUACCGGGGGAACAGAGGCUUGGGCACUGAGAACUAUCACAACGGGGCCACAUGGUGGUCAUAUGGGAGCGCCGCUUGCGCUGCCCAGUGUACGCUCCGGGAAUCCGAAGCAAAAUCGCAGCAAGAAUGGUAAAAAUCUAAGUACUGGUUCGGGAAUGUCUAACGCUUCUGUUUGCGCGGGCGGCCUUCUGCCUGCCACAGCCGGUUUACACCUGACCUCCUCAGGAAGUUCGUGCGCCAGCACUGGUGAACUACGCCUUGUUCCAAGCGACGCGGUCAUCCUCUUGUACCGGUUAGGUGAAGGGGAAUUCGGUGAGGUUUAUCGGGGUCAAUUGCACUUGGAUAAUGGAACCACUCAGGAGGUUGCAGUGAAAGUCCUUGUCCAGCCAUCUCAACGCCUCGAUUUUCUGAAAGAAGCCACAAUCAUGAUGCAGCUUUCACACCCACACAUCGUCACCAUCUAUGGAGUGUGCGAAAACAAGCGUCUGAUGAUGAUUUUGGAACUGGCUGAAUUGGGCAGUCUUCUGGACUAUCUGCUCGACUACCCCGAACGAUGUCAGCUACCCGAGCUGUACAACUGGGCUAUGCAGAUUGCCAGUGGAAUGAGCUAUCUUGAGUCUUCAGGGUUCGUCCACCGCGAUCUUGCCUGCCGAAAUGUCCUCCUUUCAAAUCAGUCCUGUGCAAAAAUAUCCGACUUUGGACUCUCACGAGCCGUCGGUGUUGAAUCAGAUUACUACAAAGCAACACAACGGGGCAAAUGGCCCGUCAAAUGGUACGCACCUGAGUCAAUAUACUACAAGACUUUCAGUCAUGCCAGCGAUGUGUGGUCCUUUGGUAUUUGUCUAUGGGAAAUGUUCUCUCUCGGUGAGCAUCCCUACGCGGACCAGGAUAGUUUUGAGGUAUUGCGUCAAAUCGAAGAGGGAGUACGUCUCCCGCGACCACGUCUGGCGACGGAUGAAGUGUUUGCGGUGAUGCACGACUGUUGGGCCUACAAUCCUGAUGCCAGACCCACAUUUAGCCAAUUACUGAUAAUCUUCCAACAUUUGGCCACGAAUGUAUAUGAAAAUGUUGAGCCACCAGAGGUUGGGGCAUUAAACUUGAAUGGGGCUCGCAAAACAAUCGCAGUAAAUGGUGUUGUGCCCCCUUCAUCGUCUACUGCCGCCAGCGGGAUGAACAUGGCGGAUGUGCGCGGAGCUCCGGGCUCCACCCGUCUAACAUCCGCCGAUGUGGCUCACACUAAUGGCACCUGAUACGCCUGGCAUCAUUAGCUCCAAAGUUCCACGACAUAGGCUCGCCUACUACCUCCAUGAAAUCAUCUGCAUCUGGAGCACUUUCCAAGACUCUUUCUGCACGAUCCCGAAGCAAUUAUGUUUUCAUUUUUAAUCACUGUGUAUCGUUCACCUUGUAUUUUGCGCAACUGUAGAGUUUUUCUUUCGCAUGUACAUUCAUCCAGAACCUUUUGUUUCAAUCUUUCCGCUCACGUGACUCCAGUCCAGUCUGGGUGUACUUUCCUUCUGGUCUGGGGACGAUUUCAUGGCAUUUGUCUCAAUCAAUGCUUUUGUGUACAAUCAUCAUUAUUUCGACUAUUUUCAGUGAGUUCAUGUCUGGGACAAUGUACUCAUUUUCCAAUGCAUUUGAUUUUCAAACGACUGACUAAUCAAGAAAUUUCGAAUUUCCGGAAGGACGGUCUCAUCUCCACGUUUGGAUUUCUGAUCUCUUUUUUUCGUUUUCUCUGAAUCUAUUCCCUUAUUUUGUGACCAAUUGACUCGAUGGUUUACCAGUGGUCUUGUAACUCUACCGUUUACUUAUACGGUUAGUUCGAACCGUCUUUGGUUAAUAUGGCGGUGUGCUUAAAGCGAAGUUUUGAUUCGCUCUUGUGAUAUAGUCAAGUGGCUUAAAUCCGUACUCCUCUGUAGAGAUCAUCUGAAGGGUCUGGCCAGAAAUGGUCGUCUUUUGGAGGGAGAUGAGAAAACGAAAAAGUGUAUUGAUCGUGGUGUUGAUUGUGGAUCCGUCUCCCUGGACAGCUGAUACUUUUUAGUCGCCAGUUCCUUGAUUUUUCCCUGCAAGCCGCUCCAUUUUCUCCUUGUGUUAGUUUAUUCUAUGGUUUCUCUUUUAUUGACCAUCGCAUCAUCGACUUCGUCUGGCUAGUCUGAGAUGCCCUCAGUUCACAGCGG
Molecule: messenger RNA, 4416 nt
Organism: Opisthorchis viverrini
Lineage: Eukaryota; Metazoa; Platyhelminthes; Trematoda; Opisthorchiida; Opisthorchiidae
Exons: 14
Coding region: 1-3492 (1163 amino acids)
Biological process (GO): innate immune response; cell surface receptor protein tyrosine kinase signaling pathway; protein phosphorylation
Cellular component (GO): extrinsic component of cytoplasmic side of plasma membrane
Molecular function (GO): signaling receptor binding; ATP binding; non-membrane spanning protein tyrosine kinase activity
Source: RefSeq, a predicted model, not a curated record